GUCUUUGCCUCAAGUCUCUCAAGUCCUAGGCAACGGGAACACAGUAAGUUCAGAACUUUGACACUUUACCUUUUGACUUCCUUUCUCUGUGUGUGUGUGUGUGUGUGUGUGUGUGUAUACAUAUAUAUGCAGAAUAUGAUGGUUUUAGAUAUGUAAAAUGAUCAAACUGAUAUUUAACCAAGACUUCAACAGGGGUUAGAGGAUUAAUUAAAGUCUUACAGUUAAAACCUGAAAAACAGUUAUCCCUCUUAUUUCCAAAGUCCCUUUCCUCAUGGUGGUCGCAUCUACAAUCCCAGCACUCAGAAGGCUGAGGAAAGUGUGAGUUUCAGGACAGCCAGGGCUAUGUGUUUCUGAGGUAAUAUGUGCAUAUUGUGUCUAAGUGUUAGAAAUUCAGAGACUUAAUCUUGGUGACUUGAGACUGGUCAUAAAGGAAGAACUAACACCUGGGAAGUAGCAAACACAACAGAUAAAGGCUUGGCUGUGCCUUCUUGUCUGAAUGUAAGAAUGGGAUUGAGAAAGGCUUCCUGUAGGAACUAAGAACUUCCUGUAGGAACUGGGCGUGCCACAUCUUUGACUUUUACUUGGCUGUUUAUUUUUGAGACCCUGUUUCAACACCACCACCAAAAAUUUGAUAAUAGAAGGGAAUAUCAAAAUCAAAUAACUUUCAUUAGACAAUAUUAAUGUCUAAUUCCGAGUUCCUAAAUGUUAAAUUUAUGGCCCACAAGUUUCCUCAUUCACACUACAAAUGGUGUCCAGAGACACAACUGACUGGCUGUCUGUGAUAUACUGACUGGUCAGACUCCUGGAAAAAGAAAUCUCAUCAUUAUAUUUUAUAUAUUACAUACUAUAUCAAAUUGUAUUUUUUCUUACCUCUUCUGUUACUCAAGUUUUCUUACAAAGAUAGGACAGAGAGACUACAGGAAUGUAAACCUAAAAACCCAGACAAAAACCUCCCAAUUUCCUAUCAUGUGUACUGCCACAGAUGACUCAGCUCUUCAACGAGAAAAUGUAUUGUUUAAGAGCACUGUAGACAGGUGUGGUGGUAGGGAUGUGGAAGCAGGAGGACCAGUUAAAGUAAUCCUCAGUUUCACAAGAGUCAGCCUGGGAAAGCCAAGACUCUGUACACACACAGACAGACACACAGACACACAGAGCACUAAAUGGUGGCUGUCACAACAUGACUUUUGUAUGCCCAUCGUGCAGUAACUUGUUUUAAGUAUUAAUAGUAGUACUAAGAAUUGAGUCAGGUAUGGUGGCACAUGCUUGUACUAUCAGCAAUCCAGAGGCAGUCUGGGAGGAUCCUUGUAUGUUUGAGGCCAGCAAGCACUACAUAGAGACCUUGUCUCAAAAACAAAACAAGCACAUAACAAAAACCCUAACCAGGGCUGAGGACAGAGCUUAAUGGUUGAGGACUUGACAUGGUUUUAAUCCUCAGCAUCCCCACUUAACAAAACCUAAACAACAUAUUGUAUAUAAUAAUAAAACAGCAUUUCAUUAAAAGAUUUCGCACCUAAUUUCAUUUAUUUCUGCACUUGUAUAGAAAAGAAUUAAGAACUGUAUAGUGAAUUUUAUUUUUACUUUAUAUACCUGGAGGUGCUACAAAUUCAUCGUAUUCCCAAAAUACUGAGUGAUUUGGAGGGUCAGUGAAGAUAGUGUCUGCUGGGAAUUGGCAGUCUCACAUGUGGUCCUGCCAUUGAUGUCAGGUGUAAAAGUGAAGAAAAGGGAAUCAUCUUCCAUAAGUCGUGGUGAAAAUAUCAGAAAUGGUUACCACAACAUCCAAAAUAGAGAAAUAGUUUGCGGGAUGACAGCCGGCAAAAGCAGGUUGUAUUUGAUCUAAGAGUCAAGACAAUGGAGUGGUUUAUAAGAGACACGAAGUAGCGGGGUGGCAAACUGCAGUAAGCACCAGAGAAAAGGGGAAGGCCUUACUGAAAUUAAUCUUGUUACUGGUCUGAACUCAAUUUGGCUAAUAGUUUUAGUAUUUUUUUUUUUAAAGCAUUAGCCUAUUUCAGCGGAAUAUAUGCUUUUUCUUUGUAUUAUAUCAGAAUCUCUCUUAAACUUCUAUUCCUGCGAAUUUGGUUGUAAGGGUUAAGCUGGUGACUGAAAAGCUGGGAAGGCACACCCAACCAAUGGGAACUCAUACUGGUGAUGUACUGCUUUCCAGCUCUGAUUCAUUGGCUGCCUAGGGUUUGUCAUUCUAUCCCGGCGUCGGCAAGCAGCGUGGGUCGGGUUUUCUGUGGUCGAGCUAGCUAAACUGGAUUUUGGCCGCCUGCACGUGCAGUUACCUUUUGCUCAUCUCUAGCUCUCCGUGAAAGCAGCUGUCACGUUUCUGAUUAUCCUCUAGAUUUUGAAAAACCCUCGGUUCCAUUAGCCCCACUGGAGGUCUUUGGAGGUGCCCGUUGAGCCCGAAUCACGUGACCCCGUAACGUGCACAUAAAUACAAUUCGGAAUCCCUGCAGGGACUCGGGGACAACCCGCGAGAAGCUCUAGCUAGGCACGUGUCCCAAGGCGUGAACGGUUUGCACACGCACGUCUGCGGUAUGGCCGCGGCACUCGUGUGCGCCUCGUGGGGUCGAAGGGGCAGGCUGAGUCCCCUGUGCCGGGCGCUAACCGAGACUGCACCUGGAGACCGGCGUCCGUAGGCAGGUGUAAGAGUCGGGUGCGGACGACGACGACAGCCGGGUUUGGAGAGGCCCUCUGCGCCCUAGCGCGAAGGCCGCGCGCCUGGCUCGCACCCAGGACGUCCACGCUCCCUAGGGAUCGGCCCGCGGCAGCGACCUGAGGAGCAGCGCAGGACCUAGAGGAUCAAGUCAUAAUGGGAGCAUUUUUAGACAAGCCAAAGAUGGAGAAGCAUAAUGCCCAGGGGCAGGGGAAUGGGUUACGAUACGGCCUAAGCAGCAUGCAAGGUUGGCGAGUUGAAAUGGAGGACGCACACACGGCUGUGAUCGGUUUGCCAAGUGGACUUGAGACAUGGUCAUUCUUUGCUGUAUAUGAUGGGCAUGCUGGUUCUCAGGUUGCCAAAUACUGCUGUGAGCACUUGUUAGAUCACAUCACCAAUAACCAGGAUUUCAGAGGAUCUGCAGGAGCACCUUCUGUGGAGAACGUAAAGAAUGGAAUCAGAACAGGGUUUCUGGAGAUUGAUGAACACAUGAGAGUUAUGUCAGAGAAGAAACAUGGUGCAGAUAGAAGCGGGUCAACAGCUGUGGGCGUCUUAAUCUCUCCCCAACAUACUUAUUUCAUUAACUGUGGAGACUCGAGAGGUUUACUUUGUAGGAAUAGAAAAGUUCACUUCUUCACACAAGACCAUAAACCAAGUAACCCGCUGGAAAAAGAACGAAUUCAGAAUGCAGGGGGCUCGGUGAUGAUUCAGCGUGUCAAUGGCUCUCUGGCUGUAUCGAGGGCCCUUGGGGAUUUCGAUUACAAAUGUGUCCAUGGAAAAGGUCCCACAGAGCAGCUUGUCUCCCCAGAGCCCGAAGUCCAUGAUAUUGAAAGGUCUGAAGAAGAUGACCAGUUCAUCAUCCUUGCAUGCGAUGGCAUCUGGGACGUCAUGGGGAACGAAGAGCUCUGUGACUUUGUGAGAUCCAGACUUGAAGUCACUGAUGACCUUGAGAAAGUUUGCAAUGAAGUAGUCGACACCUGCUUGUAUAAGGGAAGUCGAGACAACAUGAGUGUGAUUUUGAUCUGUUUUCCAAGUGCACCCAAAGUCUCGGCAGAGGCGGUGAAGAAGGAGGCGGAGCUGGACAAGUACCUGGAGAGCAGAGUAGAAGAAAUCAUAAAGAAGCAGGUGGAAGGCGUCCCUGACUUAGUCCACGUGAUGCGCACGUUAGCCAGUGAGAACAUCCCCAGCCUCCCACCAGGGGGUGAAUUGGCAAGCAAGCGGAAUGUAAUUGAAGCCGUUUACAAUAGACUGAACCCUUACAAAAAUGACGACACUGAUUCUGCGUCAACCGAUGAUAUGUGGUAAAGCCGCUCACCCAGCCGUGGACUCACCUUCGCCUGCAAAGGGGAAGCCAGCUCAUCCUUGCCGAGCCUUUACCAUCCAUCACCGACUUCACAGGAGGGUCUGACACGGGUGAGGACUGCAGCUUCAGCGAUGGAACAGCUAGCCCAGAAUGGAUUUUCUUUUUUUAUUGUAAAUUUGAGACUUAUGUAAGCGUGAUUUCAAACCGUAAUUCAUGUUGUAAAUCAGACUCCAGCAAUUUUUGUUGUAUGAUUUUGGUUUUUGUAAAGUGUAAUUGUCCUUGUACAAAGUGCUCAUAUUUAAUUAUGAACUGCUUUAAAAUCACUAUCAGUGAAUGAUAAAGGAAAUUUGGCUUGUUGUGUGACACAACAGACAUAGUCAUGCUGUGUCUGGACUCGGUUGGGAUAGGGAAAGCGGCAGCCACAUAGCUGCAUGCUACGUGCACACGAUUAGGAAGAAUUCCAAAAGCUUACACAGCUGUCACCCAGGCUCAUGGAAACUGUCUCUGUUCCGGCGAGGACUGGCUCACUGAUACAGCCAUCGCUCUCACCUGUCUCUAGGAUGUCCUCUCCUCGUAGCCAAGAUAUUGCAGCUGAUCCUGUAUAUUCAUGAGAGUAUCUAUCAAUUUUGGGCUAACAUGCCUUGAUUCUCUUGCACCUCUUUAUGAGUUCUUACAUUUAAUUACUAAUUGGUAAGCAGCAGCUUCCUACACAGUAGGAGACUGCCACAUUUUUUUCCUAUCAUGACUGGCUGGGCCUGCUGCUGUUCCUAGUAAGAUAUUCCGAAUUCCAUUUUAUCAAUAAAGCUUGGUUUAACAAACAAGACAUGUAAUCAUGUAUGCGUGAUUCCUCGGUCACCCCGGCUUCAGACCCCACUCGGGGAGAGAAAGAUGUCAUGUUUCCUUAAACUGGAUGAUGGUGUUAGCAUCCAGGUGCAGGUGGAUCGGAAGAUUGACGUCUGCUGUCUCCUAAUCUGUUUUAAUUGCGUUUCUUCCAGGCUGCUUACUUCUCAUUAAGAUGUGUGUCAGCUUGACUUUACCUACUGUUAAUUAAAGUAAUUGUCAAAGUUUGACAACCCUAACCCUGUGAUAGAUGUGUGUGUGUUGAAUGUGUGUUUGCCUGUAACUUUUAAUUGACCCACGUCUUUAGAAUCUAAGAGGUUAAGAUACAUUUGUGAUUUGAAAUAAAAGCAUGUUGAUAAUAUUUAGCUGUUGGCCUUUAAAAAUACAUUUCACAGCUUGAGGAAUUGUAGAUAUAAAACAUGAUUUAAUUUUAGGCUUAACUCCCUCUGACUAAGCAUGUAAGUUUUCCCGUCUGUCACAUUAUAGAGACUACUGUUCUGUACCUUCUGUGUCUCCGUCUCCUUAGGUGCUGUAUUAUCACCAUGCGAUCCAUUCGGUUAUAGGCAGAUCCCAAUAGGAAACGAUCAAAGUACAUCAGAUACAAAGUCACAACUUUAUGUAUAAAAGUUAGCAUAAGACAUUUUGUUCUAUUUGUUUCUUUUCCCCAAAACUUGGAAAUAAACAUGUUUAUAAUAUACAGCCUUAAAGACAGUGUAAGGUUGAGGACGUAUAGGAAAACACUGUGAAGUGUCGCAGACUCCAGUAGCUACAGCACCAGCUGGCUCCUCAGUAUCCCUCUUACUUGUGAGGUGAAUAAAUGUAACUUAAUUGUAUUUAAUUGAUACUAUAGUCCAGCAUGAAGAAAAUCUGAAGUACUCUUUAUAUUUGGAAAUUCAUAGCAGCCAGAAUACAGAACCAAUCCCAAACUUACAAUAAAUGCUUGAUGUCUAAACCUGUGAUAGAGUUGGGAGUAUGGUAAUAUUCUAAGCUGUGGCUUUGCAGAGCUGUAAACGUGCAUUGUAUGAAACCCUGUGCUUCUGGUACAGACUGGCCGCUUGGCUGACAGCCGAAGCUGAGAUCCUAACAGGCCUUCGUUCUACUGGGAAACCUUCAGUUUUUGAGAUUGAAGCUUUCAUGAUGGAAAGCUGUGUAUCACACUAUAGCAGCUUGGUUAGAGCCUUGAUAUCAGAGAGUCUCAACAACAACAACAAAAAGGAAGUUAGAAUAUUCCUCUGGUGUCAUUGACACCAAAGGUUGGAGUAAGGACCAUGUGACCUGAUGUGACUAGAUCUUUCCACAAGAGUUGGCGUCAUAGAACUACAGGAAGGAGGUGUGCAUCAUAAAAGCAGGUAUGCUGGAAAGAUGCCAUCCUCUUUCCUGAUAAUUACCAUCUCAGGACACAAAUGCCUCAAAUGUUUUGGAAGUUUGGCUUUUUUGGGGGCUUUGCUUUUUUUUUUUUUUUUUGGGAGGGAAAAAGAAGUUCUUGUGUGGUGGUAAUGUAAUAUUCAGAGUAUACUUUAAUGUUAGUGAGAAAUUCAGUUCUGCAUAGCAGGCUUUUGCUAACUUACCUCUUGAAAGUUUUGUGUCUCUGGGCAGUGGUGGCGAACGCCUUUAAUCCCAGCAUCCGCAGGCAGAGGCAGGCGGAUCUGUUGAGUUGGAUGCCAGCCAGGGCUCCAGAGACACUGUUUGAUCUCUUCACUUCAGAGCACUUCUCAGACAUCAUUACUUACUGUGCAUUCACUUGACCCUAGGCCGUUAUGUGGCUGUCCCUGCUGAACUUCUUAGGCCAUGUAGUAGUAGAAGUAGGGGUGGGGCAGCCAGGUGUGGGGGUGUGCCUGUGGUCCUAGCACCCGAGAGGCUGCAGCAGGAGGAUCAUGGGCUUAAGAAUAAACUGGGCCACAAAGUGACACCCUGUUUGGAAGGAUUUUUUUUUAAAAGAAAUUGACAAUGAGUUAUGUUGAUACAAAUUGUUUGAAUUAGCUACUUACAAUGUAAGUUUGAGCAGGUAAACCAGCCAAGCUCAGCUUUCCACAAUGUAAAGUGUUCCCAAAGCACUGUUCUAGGUUAAGUGCGCCCCCGCCCCGGCACUGUAGAGAGAGACUGUAGGUCCUUGUUCUCAGGGAGUCCACCUUUGAGCAGAAUUUAGAAUCUACUGUAUGUAUUGUAAGUGGAGCAUUCGAAUAAAUGAAGAAAACUAUGGUGCCCACCUCCACCUCGCCCAGCACUUUCUUCAGCGAAGUAGGUCACCCAGAAGACUUAGUUUAUCUCUUCAUUUCCCAGAAUGAUUUAGUUGCUUCUCCCCAAAAGUUGAAUACCAUUCAAUAGAAAAUCACACCCAGCAGAAGAGUAAAGUGGACUGCUGAGGUGUCUUAGUGUCUAUUCAGAGGACUCAGUUAUCUGUAAUAAAUGACUCUUCCAACAGCAGCAAGUCACAAGUAAUGGCUGUCCCAGGUUCCUUGGCAUCCAGGAGGGACCUAGCGCAGGGCCUCCUGUAGGCUCACAGUACUUGGGUAAGUGGUCUCCACAGCACAGCAUCGGUGUUCACAGGAAGCUGUUGGACUCUUCAGUGUGCUAGUAUUCACAGUGGGCCAUGCUGCCCUCCUUUCUGAACAAAUUACUGGAGAAUUUAACAAGUAGAUUCCAAAGAUGCUCAUGUUUUGCUUUGACUUUUAAUUUCAGACCUCUAAUUCAGACUUUACUGAUUUUACAAUAUAGAAUUUGGUAUUUGAAGAGUUGUAAAUAUUUUAGCAUAUAAAUGUUUCUCAUGGAGAUUUUUCUUUGGAGGGACCUUCAAGGAUAUUAUAUAUUCUCACUGAUAUAAUAAUGAAAUGACCAUUUUACAUUUACUAGUCUUCUAACUAGUUUUAGGCAUUUGAAUGUCUUUAAUUUUAGAAGCCUGGUUUUACAUUAUAUCCUACAAUAAUGUGCUGUGUGUUUUGGUUUGCAGUUCUUUUAAAUUAUAUAGUAUUUCAGAAUAUGCUUAAAAUAUUUAAGAACCUGUUUUCUAAAUGUAUAGUACUUUAUUGUUGUGUUGAUCAGUCGCUCAGCUAAAUGGUAUUAUUAGAAUGCUCUGCAGUCGAUGAACCUUGGCUCUGCCAUAUUGUCAAAUGAGCAUCUACCAUUUAGGGUCAACUCAACACAUCUCCUCCCUCUUGUCUCUGUAUUCUGUUACUGACAUGUGCUUUCUUCCUAUCCAGUUAACCAGCAGGGUGGAGUAUCAGAAAAACCCAGAUUUUCAGUACUGCACAGCAGACUUUUGCUAACUUACCAUUAAAAAAUCUUAUGUCCCUUAACAGGUGAUUGUUAAAAAAAAAAAAAGAAAAAAAAAAAAAACCAAUAAACUGGGCAUUGGUGGUGAACACCUUUAAACCUAGCUCUUGGGAGGCAGAAGCAAUCUGAUCUCUGAGCUCAAUCAAGGGCAGCCAGGGCAACACAGAAAAAUCCUGUCUCAAUUUCCCACACCACCAAAAGAGAAAAACUCAGAUAGUAUUCAAAUUACAUUUGCUUUUAUGAGAUGAGGAGAUGUAGUUUAAGUUGAAAUAAUAAAUGACCAUUUUCCUUAUCCUUCAUAAAAUAUAUCACCCUGACCUCCACUUCCUCUUCUCUCUUCCCAUUCUUAAAUAGAGAGAGCCCAAUUUCAUUCUGUUGAACAAGAAAGGCCAUGUAUUAACUGAUCAAGACCAAGUCAUACUGUGUUGCAUUGAGCUUAAAGCAAGAAAACUUGGGAUUUGGAGUAAGGGGGCCGGCAAAGAUCACUGAUGGCUUUAAAAUCUGUAGAAUGGUCUUUUUGAACCUGGCUGUCAGAACAUCGCUGGUUUGUUUUCUACUUUGGCGAUAGUCAGCACAAGACUGAGGCAAAUUCAGUCUUAUUUGCCAUUUGCCACUUCUUUGGUCCAAACCCAAUUUCCACUGGCAGCUUUCUCAUUAAACUAAAUGUUUAGGAAGAUUGUUCAUUUUAUAUAGUCCUGACGGAUGAAAGACUCAGUAGUGUUGGUGUCUGUGUGGUCCUAUUUGUAUACAAGAUCGUGUGGCUGUAAAGCAAAGUUGGAUCUUGAUUUUAUACUUCAAACAGCACGGGUUUGUUCUUCAGGGGCUGCUUAAGCUUGCGGGGUUCACACCUUUGAGAUGUGAAUUUGAGGGACUGCACAUAGGAAAAUGCAUACGGAUGUAUAAAACUCACCAAGAAUGUCUUUCUGGCCUGCUCAAGACCCUCUGUUACAAUGUAGGGCUACACAGACAAAACUUCCUUCUCCAACAAAGCUCCAGAUACUCCAAGAGCAUUAAAAAUCUAUCAGAAGGAAUUGUUUGUUUCACUUUGGAAACAGUAGGGAGGCAGGUGGGCACCUGGCUUGAAUCUGGUAUUAAAGUUGGUUUGGUUUGUUUUUUUCUGAGGUCCUGGGUUGUGAAUACCUAUUUGUAAAGGUGGGGAAGCUAGUAACGGAGGUUGACACUAAGGUUUGCCAUUCCUGAAAUUCAACAACGGAAAGUGAAGUAGAAAUGAGCUGUUUGUGGAGUGCUGCUGACCCUCUGUAGUGUUUGUACAGUGUAUUAUACAUUAGCUUUCAGGGCUCACUCAGGUUCUAAGACUCCUUAACUACUAACUUAAUUCAGAUAGUUUAAAACAGGUGUUGUCUAUCAGUGUAGAAGAUUAACUAUUGCUACAGAAGUUUCCAUAAUUCCAUUGAAAAAUAAUUGUUAAAUUUGUUGCCAAAAUUUCAUGCUAGGUUCUGGCUUGAUUUAUGUUUGUGGGAGUAAAAACAGAAUUCAUUGUUUUACCUGACCAGCCCAUUGCUAACUCCAUAGCACAUGCACGGGAAGAUACCGUGGCGCGCCGAUGCUCAGCUGUGAUCACUUCAUUUCUAAGUGUUUUAAGUGGGGAGCAAAGUACAUGUUAAAAGCAUGUUGCAUUAGAUAUAAAUUCAGUUUUUUAAACUCUUACCAAUGUAAGAACUGCAGAAAUAUUUUUCUUAAACCUAAUAUGUAACAGAGUCCUCCACUCUGCAGUUUAUGUGACCCACAGUUUUAAAGCAAUUCCAUAAAUGUAUAUUUUGUAUUAUGUACUGUUUCCUGGUCCAAAGAAAAAUCUGUGAACUCAGUUCUAAUUUUAAGGAUGUACUUUUUGUUUUCUAGUUCUUUGAAAAAUUGCAUUCAGCCUGUGAAUGGUUACAGAUUGUAUGUGAGAUGAAAAGUCGAGCUCUCUGGUUUGCAAAAUCGGUGCCGAAAUAAAGCAGGCAAGUGCA
Mus musculus (house mouse) is the source of this 10039-nucleotide messenger RNA. RefSeq names its product protein phosphatase 1A, magnesium dependent, alpha isoform (gene Ppm1a). The coding region runs from base 2813 to 3961 and encodes 382 amino acids. Gene Ontology annotation, biological process: positive regulation of canonical Wnt signaling pathway; positive regulation of DNA-templated transcription; negative regulation of transforming growth factor beta receptor signaling pathway. Gene Ontology annotation, molecular function: calmodulin-dependent protein phosphatase activity; protein serine/threonine phosphatase activity; magnesium ion binding. NCBI's taxonomy places the organism in Eukaryota, Metazoa, Chordata, Mammalia, Rodentia, Muridae. The record is from RefSeq and is a predicted model, not a curated record. The transcript has 6 exons. Gene Ontology annotation, cellular component: membrane; cytosol; nucleus.